Aspergillus pseudonomiae is the source of this 831-nucleotide messenger RNA. RefSeq lists its product as uncharacterized. The transcript has 2 exons. The coding region runs from base 1 to 831 and encodes 276 amino acids. Gene Ontology annotation, molecular function: oxidoreductase activity, acting on the CH-OH group of donors, NAD or NADP as acceptor. The record is from RefSeq and is a predicted model, not a curated record. Lineage: Eukaryota; Fungi; Ascomycota; Eurotiomycetes; Eurotiales; Aspergillaceae.
AUGCCUCGAGUAGCUAUUGUGACCGGCUCAGCGCGUGGGAUUGGAAAGGCGAUUGCCCUCCGUCUUGCAAGAGAUGGCUAUUCAAUUUGCAUUAACGAUAUCCCCGGUGCAAAGGAUGAAAUCGCUGCAGUCGUUGACGAAAUAAAUGCCACGAGCACUCAAGAAGCGACCUCUUCUUCUCGUCCCCGGGCGAUCGGUAUAGCCGCUGACGUGACCUCAUCUUCCGCGGUGGAAGAGAUGGUUCGAGAAACAGUGGAAAAGCUGGGUCCAUUGACCCUGAUGGUCGCGAAUGCGGGCAUCGCGCAAAUAAAACGCCUUCUCAACGUCACUGAGGCCGAUAUCGACGAGGUAUUCUCGGUAAAUUUCAAGGGCGUGUUCAACUGUUACACCCAUGCGGCUCGCCAGAUGAUCGCGCAGGGUGAUCCGCAAUCUGCUGCCGGGGUUGGCGUGUACAAGAUCGUAGGGGCCGCGUCCAUCGUCGCAUUCAAAGCGUUCGCAGCGCUGGGGGUCUAUUCGGCCAGUAAGUGGGCGGUUCGGGGAUUGACGCAGGCGAUGGCGUCGGAGAUGGCACCACACAAGAUUACGGUCAACGCAUAUGCGCCAGGGGUGGUGGGAACAGCCAUGUGGGAUAAGAUUGACGAGGAGUUGGGCACAAUCGAGGGCCGAUCGAGGGGGGAAACGCGAGAGUUGUAUUCAAAUAAGGCGGCUUUGGGGCGGACGAGUGAGCCGGAGGAUGUGGCUGGGUUAGUUGGAGGGUUCCUGGCGAGUCAGGACUCGGAUUUUGUGACUGGGCAGACCAUGCUGGUGGAUGGUGGCAUAGUCUUUACUUAG